UCGGAGCACAAACACUGCACGUCGCCGGGGCAACCGCGCGGCUCCGCCCCCGUCUCCAGCUGGGAGGAAGGACGUGAGUUGGCCGGCGGCGACGGCCGGGUCUGCUCUCAACUUUGCGCCUGUUGCUGGAACGGCGCGCGCGGCCCUCGCCUCCCGGCAGCACCAGAUUUCGCAGUAGAUCGCCUUUCCGGGGCCUGAGCCGAGCGGACUGGGAGGCCGGGGCCUUCCGGGGAGCACGAGGGCGGGGCCGACCACCUGUGCGCACGGCCCCGGGAGGAGGCGCCGCCGGUCCGCACGCUUCCAGCAGCAGCAGUCGCCGGGGAGGUAGUGUUGUCCCACGCCUGCGGAGCGCGCUCGCCAUGAAGCCCACCUUCUCUCUGCGACUGAGGAUCUUUAACCUCAACUGCUGGGCCAUUCCCUACCUGAGCAAGCACCGGGGCGACCGCAUGAAGCGCCUAGGAGACUUUCUGAACAUGGAGAGCUUCGACCUAGCUCUGCUGGAGGAGGUGUGGAGUGAGCAGGACUUCCAGUACCUGAGACAGAAGCUGUUGCCCACCUACCCAGCUGCACACUAUUUCAGUAGUGGUGUCAUUGGCAGUGGUCUCUGCGUCUUCUCCAAACAUCCUAUCCAGGAAUUCACCCAGCACGUCUAUACCCUCAAUGGGUACCCCUACAUGAUCCAUCAUGGAGACUGGUUCUGUGGGAAGGCUGUGGGGCUGCUGGUGCUCCAUCUAAGUGGACUGGUGCUCAAUGUCUAUGUGACCCACCUCCAUGCCGAGUACAAUCGACAAAAGGACAUCUACCUAACACAUCGUGUGGCCCAAGCUUGGGAACUGGCCCAGUUCAUCCACCACACAUCCAAGAAGGCUGAUGUGGUUCUGUUGUGUGGGGACCUCAACUUGCACCCGAAGGACCUGGGCUGCCGCCUGCUGAAGGAGUGGACAGGGCUGCAUGAUGCCUACCUUGAGACCCAGGAUUUCAAGGGCUCGGAAGAAGGCUGUACCAUGCUACCUGAGAACUGCUACGUCAACCAGCGGGAGCUAGAGCCAUUUCCAUUUGGCAUCCGCAUUGACUAUGUGCUGUAUAAGGCGGUUUCUGGCUUUUACAUCUCCUGUAAGACUCUUAGAACCACUACAGGCCGCGACCCUCACAGUGGCACCCCCCUCUCUGAUCAUGAGGCCCUGAUGGCUACUCUGUGUGUGAGACACAUCCCCCCCCAGCACACCCCUAGCCCUACUCAUGGACUAGCAGAAAGGUCACGGUUGGUCAGUAUAUUAAAGGAGGCCUGGAUAGAGCUGGACCUGGGCGUGGCUCAAGCUCGCUGGUGGACCACUUUCGCCGGCUACGUGAUUGGUCUAGGGCUGCUUCUCCUGGCCUUGCUGUGCGCCUUGGCAGCUGGAGGAGGGGUGAGGGAGGUUGCCAUACUACUCUGGACUCCCAGUGUAGGACUGCUGCUGGGAGCGGGGGCAGUCUACAUCUUCCACAUGCAGGAGGCCAAGGGCUUAUCUGGGGCUCGGGCUGAGCUCCAGCAUGUGCUGGGAAGGGCAAGGGAGGCCCAGGAUCUGGGCCCAGAGUCUCAGCCAGCCCUGCUCCUGGGGCAGCAGGAGGGGGAUGGAACUGAGGAACAAUAAAACUUGACACUUUUGUG
Zalophus californianus (California sea lion) is the source of this 1648-nucleotide messenger RNA. RefSeq names its product sphingomyelin phosphodiesterase 2 (gene SMPD2). Gene Ontology annotation, cellular component: cytoplasm. Gene Ontology annotation, molecular function: sphingomyelin phosphodiesterase activity. The transcript has 12 exons. The record is from RefSeq and is a predicted model, not a curated record. Bases 360 to 1631 code for a protein of 423 amino acids. NCBI's taxonomy places the organism in Eukaryota, Metazoa, Chordata, Mammalia, Carnivora, Otariidae.